This is a messenger RNA of Cuculus canorus (common cuckoo), 923 nucleotides long. Its product is annotated as C-type lectin domain family 4 member F-like. The transcript is spliced from 8 exons. The coding region runs from base 148 to 879 and encodes 243 amino acids. Lineage: Eukaryota; Metazoa; Chordata; Aves; Cuculiformes; Cuculidae. The record is from RefSeq and is a predicted model, not a curated record. Gene Ontology annotation, molecular function: signaling receptor activity.
CUGGGGGCUUCAAAGGGGUCAUCGCCUCUGCCCGAUGCCACGUGAGGGGUUGGUGGUGAUGCAUCCCUGGAGAACUGGAAGGAAAAGGCUCCCGGCGUUCCAGGCUGUGUCCUGUCAGUGCUCCCAGUACCACACCAGUACGCAGCGAUGGCAGCGGAGACGUCAGACCAGUACGAGACCCUGCACGUCCAGUACCCCCCCGGCUACGGCCGAGGUCCGCUGCCCUCGCCCCCCGUGUCCCGCUGGGCGCUGGGCUCCGUGCUGGCCGUGGGCACGGGGGGGCUCCUGGUCUUGGGGGCCGCCCUGGCUGCGCUCGUCACCCUCUACGUGCAGGGACAGGCUGAGCUGCGGGAGGCGCGCGCGGAGCUGGCGGCAGCCGGGGUGCUGCUGAACCCCGACAGUCCCCACAGCCCCGGUGAGAGCUCGGCUGUGGCGCAGCGACGCAAGGACCAGCUGGGGCGCUGGCUGCAGGGCUUGGCGCUGGGAUGGCGCUACCACCAGGGCAACAUCUACUUCUUCUCGGCUGAGAGGAAGCGGUGGGAUGAGGCGCAGGUUGCCUGCCGUGCCACGCACGCCCACCUCACCUCCAUCACCAGCAGCGAGGAGCAGGAUUACCUGGCGCGGGAGUCGCGGGGCGGCACCUACUGGAUCGGGCUGGUGGCCACCGGCCCGGGGGGGUCGUGGCAUUGGGUGGACGGGAGCCCCUACUCCAGUGCCCAGAGCUUCUGGGCCGCGGGGCAGCCGGACAACGUGGAUCAUGGGGAAUGGGGCCGGGAGAGCUGCGCGCAGAUCCAUCCCGUGGGGAACAGCCUCUGGAAUGACCACAACUGCAACUUCACCUUCUUCUGGAUCUGCAAGCGGGACCUCAGUGGGCCCUGAGCCCCCAAUCCCACCAGGAUGAGCCCCCCCCCAAUCCCACUGGA